AGGGUCACAUCGCUACAUGUCCGUCAAGCUCAGCACAUUCGAAGUAAAUGUGUACAGGGAUUUUUUUUUUCUUUCUUUCUUAAACAAGGUUCUAGACUGAACUUUUUGAUGGACUGUGUGGAUCAAAGUAACGCAAAUGCAGAAGCACCCUCCGUUAUCGACCGAUAUUAUACACGGUGGUACAGAGCAGAUAUGAAGGGUAAAGCAUGUGAGGAUCACUGCAUCUUGCAACAUUCAAACAGGUUGUGUGUUGUUACCUUAGCUGAGACCCACCCAAUCCUUCAGGAAGGACGCACUAUCAAGAGCAUCAAUUACCAGAUCAGUAAUGGCUGCAGUCGCUUGAAGAAUAAAGUGUCGGGAAAGUCUAAACGGGGGGCACAGUUUGUUACAGACUUUGCACCGUUGUGCAGAAUAACAUGCUCAGAUGAGACAGAGUACACAAUAUAUAGUUGCAUAAGGGGACGGCUUCUGGAGGUUAAUGAGAACAUUUUGGAAACGCCAAACCUCUUGAUAGAAAAGCCGUCCACAGAAGGAUACAUCGCCGUCAUCCUUCCAAAGUUUGAGGAAAGCAAGAGCAUCACCGAACACCUCUUGACGAGAGAAGAGUUUGAGGGCGUCGUCUCCAAACGCAGUGUGUCACAACCCUCCUCAUAGGGCAUCUAAGACUAACAUUUUCUGGGAGAGAUUUUUUCUUUAAGUAUGUUUCCCACCUUCAUUCUCCCAGUUGGUUCAAGACAAAGACUGAGAAAAUGGACUGAAUCCACCUCCUGAGGAGAAGCUUUUGCUAAAGAAGCACUUUGCCUUCAGUUUUUCUCCCAAUUACAAAGACUCCAGAGUUUUUUUGUUUUAUUUCCCAAGCUUCAGAAAGCUCUAAUUUAGAAUGUUAUAUUAUUAUAAAAGAAGAAAAAAUGAAGUAUUUUUUUGUGAAGUACUAAACAUUAUUUGCAGAUGACAAAAAUUUCUUUGAUAAGAAAAAAAUCAAACUGAGAUUUAUGAAAAAUAUUUUUAUUUAUUUUCUCAACCUUUUAUCAACCUUUCAGUCAUCAAAAAUUAGAUGGUCCAAAACUAGAUGUAUUUUUAAACCUAUUUUGAAUCUUUGAUAGCUUUUCUCACAAGAUACAUACAAUAAUUCCCUAAAGCUUAGUUUGCUUUAUAGAUUUCAGUCAUUAUCUCCUGCUCACCCAGUGUCAAAGUUACUAUCUUUAGCUCCAUAGUAUAUCAUACGCUCUAUGUACCACAAUUUACAUCUCAUCAUACCCUUUAAUUCAUAGUGGCAUGUUUGGAUGCUUCACACUGAAUAACAAGUACAUUUAAAGGUUCUGUUUGAACAGCAGAUGAUUUGGUUUUACUCGGCAUGCUUUAAAAUAAGAUUCUGAUUUGUCAGCAGCAGGAAUGCACAACUGCAUUUUUUUUGUCAUUCUGAUGUAAAAAAAAUCUGCUUAUGAUGCUGAAAAAGUGUUUCAGUCAUUUCGCAUGAAAACUCCCCCUCCCCCCACAUUAACAUGGCACAUAGUAAAUGUUCUAUAGUAAAAUGCUAUGGCAAAUAUA
This is a messenger RNA of Cyprinodon tularosa, 1548 nucleotides long. It is a transcript of the gene abitram, whose product is annotated as actin binding transcription modulator. Gene Ontology annotation, cellular component: nucleus; filopodium tip; lamellipodium. The transcript is spliced from 6 exons. Gene Ontology annotation, molecular function: actin filament binding; actin monomer binding. The record is from RefSeq and is a predicted model, not a curated record. Gene Ontology annotation, biological process: regulation of actin filament polymerization; dendrite morphogenesis; regulation of filopodium assembly. Bases 109 to 654 code for a protein of 181 amino acids. Lineage: Eukaryota; Metazoa; Chordata; Actinopteri; Cyprinodontiformes; Cyprinodontidae.